Messenger RNA from Tarenaya hassleriana, 895 nucleotides. RefSeq names its product acyl-acyl carrier protein thioesterase ATL3, chloroplastic-like. Lineage: Eukaryota; Viridiplantae; Streptophyta; Magnoliopsida; Brassicales; Cleomaceae. Gene Ontology annotation, cellular component: chloroplast. The transcript has 6 exons. The record is from RefSeq and is a predicted model, not a curated record. Gene Ontology annotation, molecular function: fatty acyl-[ACP] hydrolase activity. Bases 18 to 674 code for a protein of 218 amino acids.
UAAAAAAUAAAAGAAUAAUGCUUUAUUCCACUGUCCCACCGCCGUGCAUGGCGGCUCCGGCGACACUCCUCCUCCGUCAACCUCCACUCCGUCCAUUAUUCCGGCCACCUCCAACGCUUCUUCCGCAUCUCCGGAGUGAAAAGCUUCUUGCUUUUAAUGAUCUUAGAGGAGGCAAAGGAGAUAUUUGGCCAAAUGAUUCAAAUGCAAAUGACAAAAUGAGUGAAUUCUAUGAGAUUGAAUUCAAAGUUCGCGACUACGAAAUCGAUCAGUAUGGUGUUGUGAACAACUCCGUUUAUGCCAAUUACUGCCAAUUCGGUCUACACGAAUUUCUAGGGAGUAUUGGUAUCGACGCCGACGAAAUGACCCGAAACGGUGUUCUCUUCGCGUUUACGGAGUUGGCAUUUAAAUUCCUAUCUCCUUUACGCAGUGGAGACAAAUUCGUAUUCAAGGUGAAGAUCUCUGGAUCAUCCCCUACACGUCUUCACUUCCAAGAAUUCAUCUUUAAACUCCCAAAUCUUGAGCAUGCAUGCAUGCAGCCAGUUCUUGAGGCAAAAGCGACUCUUGUCUUGCUCGACAAGAACUUCUGUCCUACAUGUAUCCCGUCCGAGAUACGCUCUAAAUUGAUUCCCUUACUAAAGCGUGACGAAUCCUAUCGAGCUGUUCAUGUUGCAUAGAAGUAAAAGCAAACGAGACAGGUAACGUCUGACGCGUAAUAAUCUUGUCCGAAGAAGAUCACGAUCUGCAGAAGUUUCAGAUUCGAGCGUCCUUAGAUUCGAGUUUCAAUAACGUCACAUGUACUUCUUUUCACUUUUCCAACAAUGUAUGCUUGUAAAUUUCAACUCGUUUGAAUAUAAAUCAUAAGAAUAAUAAUAAGAAUGAUUGCCCGUUAAUUUGA